CACGAAGAACUUCGGUUGGUCUUAAUGCGACGCUUUCUUUCUACGAUGUUUGAAUCGCGCGAGAAUUUUCCGGUGUUUAGCGUUAAUUUUGUCGCGUGAAAGUGUCGCCAUUAAAACGAUAAACCACGCAGAAUUUAGCGUACGUGACCGUCGAUAGUUUAGGAACCGUUUUAGCGUGGGUUUGGAUUAGGAUAUUACCGUUUACCUGCACAAUGGACCCUUUCACUCAGCGGAUGUUAGAGCGUGCUAGAGCAAGGAGAGAAAAAUUGGACACUCAAUUAACAAAUGCUGGACAUGAUGUUAAAAAGAGACGUAGUCCUUUGAAGGAUGCGAAUGCUAUUUUGGCACAGGCUACAGUUACCAAGAGUAAAACUCCAACAAAGUCUCCUGCCAAAGUGUUAAUAGAAAACACAUCUCCGACAAAACCUCCUAGAAAGUCUAUGUCCAAAAGCACAAGUGAAAAUGGCGAACAAUUAAAUAAAGAGAAUGGAGAGAUUGGGCUUUACAAUGUGAGGUCAAAGUUACAAAGGCUUGGCAAACUAUAUUCUGAUGACAGUAGUCAUGAGUUAAGUUCACCUAUUCAUAGAACAGAGGAAAGAUUUAAUGCAGAAGAGGAGAGCACAGAACAGAAACCAUCCAAGAAAGGAGCUAGACUGGAUAGACUAGCAGCCCUUGCCUCAACAAUUAAUAAUUGGGAAGAUGAUCUAUCACAUCCAACUCUGAUCAAAGUAGUGGACAGCAAGGCAGAGAAGAUACAAGCUAAAUUGAACGAGCAAGUUAAAAGUGCAUCUGAACCACAGCCAAGCACAAGCGGAUACAGCAGAGGAAAUAGGAAUAGCAAAGGCUAUAGUCCCAGGAAAGAUGAGUCGUGUUUUACAAAGCAACUAAAAUGGGAUAAGAAUGUAUUAGAAACAUUGGGAAAAGAUGCGGGUUCUACGAGUCCAUCGUCUAAACAACUUCAACGCGUCCCAGAAGACACAGUCACACGCGAAGAAAGACACAAUAAAACGGUUAAAGACUAUUCGAAGAGUGUUAAAACUCCGACUAAGAACUCCGGUACUCCAGAAAAAACAUCGAGAAACGCGACACCCAGCACAAGCAAUUCCCGUUUGGUACCGAGAUUUGGCUACAAUGGUUCCCCUAAAAGCCCAGCACAGUCUAGUCCAGGCUCAGUGCUGAGCAAAGCUUCGUUGUUUGAAUCCAAACACGCGGAAACGAAGGCAAAAGAUCCUGCUCAGAUGUCUCUCUCUGAGAGGAUGGCACUUUUUGAGAAGAACAAAGGAGAAGCGCCAUUACUACCAAAAGCACCACUCACUAUGUCUAUACCCCCAAAAAAAUUGCAAGAGAAAGACAAGGCCAGUUCUACAUCAGGCAAUACAAACAAUGGAGGAAAAGCCAAGUCUAAUAUUCCCAGCAACGCUGUUAAUGCUCAACGAGAAAAAUUUGAACAUGGUUUAAGUACACAGGAAUUGGAAAACAAUAUUUUACGUAACACUCAUUUGGAAAGACAGCGUGAGUUGGAUAUGUUGCGAUCGCGUUUCAAUAGAAACAAAGAAAGGGCGCAAGUUGCCGCUGGUUCCUGUAUCAGAACAAGCGAAAGCAGCGAAGGAAAAUCAAACUCUCCAAAAAAUUCUCCAGUUUGUCCGGUGAAACCAACACCUGCGCCAGAUUAUAGCGUUCCACCACCCCCACCACCUCUUCCACAACAGCAUGUUUCGAGCGUUAAAAUCAUUUCCAGUCAAAGUAAGAAUCCGUCAGCUAAAAGACAAGUGGUAGUUAGUCCACCGAAGACUCAAUUGAUACAGAAAGUACCUGACAUUAAACGCAUUCGAGUCGCUCCGCCUAAGCCCGGGCAUCUUUAUCCCAAUUUGUCUGAGAUUGAUAAUACAACCGAGUCUGAAACAGACACAGAGUACACGGUUGAGAGUACGGAAGGGGAAACUGCUACUCUGGAUGAGAAAACUGAUACUGAGACAGCAACGGAAGCUGAAUACUAUGUACAAGAUGAUGGGACUGAGAUCGACAGCGAGGAAGAAGAAUGCGAAGUGAACACUAGUCUCGGUAGAAGUAUUUUACGCGCAGUGAACGAACAAGCAUUCUUAACAAAAAAGAGGUCGAUCGAUCCAGAUCCGGAUAGCACAACUUCCGAUAUUUCAGUAUUGGAUGAAAUGGACGAAUAUUUAGACGAGUGUCUCGCGCUGCAAGAAGCACAAGGAAAUGGUAAUAUAGAAGGUCCAACGCCACCCAAAUUAAACAAAGGUGGUAAAAGUCCAUCGACCGCAUCAACGAGCUUUAAAUACAGCCAAGGAUCAUCGUAUCGGUCUCCUGUAAAGAAAGUUUCUCCACCGUCUCCCAGUAUGGGUGAAACUUACAUCGUAGAUGGCGAUAGCUAUGUUCCAUUAAUGCACAGCGUCAGCUUUUACAGACGACAGCAGUCUCAAACACCUAAAACUCCAGUACGUAUAAUAUCGAGAACGCAAGAGCCUUCGGAUACUGUACCCGAGGUGACGCAAAUCGAUCCUAGGAACGAAGCCACUUUGGUACAAGAGAAAUUGAAGCGGUUGUUGGACGAAGUGUGCAAGCAACAAACAAUUAUCGGUCAAGCUAGUCAAGCUCUGAAUUUAUGCACUUCAACCGUGGAGUUCAAUGAUUCGAGGGAACAGGUCGAAGGAGAAAGACUACUACUUGUUGCCACUCAUAGGCGACAAGCUGCAUUGAAUGAAGUUCAGCGAUUAAAAAUAGAAGGUACGUUGAGACCCGUUACUCCUGGAUCACCGGAAGUGCAAGAGAGCGGAUCUUUAACAGUCUCUGCUAUCACUUUGCCCCUUAGACGAGAGUAUUUACGUAAUAUUGGUACAAACACGUGUCUCCAUUUUGUUUGCUUGAUGCGACAUUUGGAGGAAAUAGUCGCCACGCCAGUGGUUGUAGCAGAACCUGGCGACUCGUGUCUCCGAUUUCCAUCGACACUAAAACUGAAUGACUUGUACAGUGAUUUUAAAAUCACUAUUGAAAUAUAUUCCCUACAAACGCAAGCUGAAAUCUUGCCACACGAGAUUAAGUAUCACAUAAACAAUGUCAAUGGAUGUGGCAAUGGUAACAAUAAUUGUAACAAAAAGAUGGUAAAUAAAACCCCAAAGAAAUUUUUAAAGCAGGAUAGUCGAUUAAUAAUGCCAAGUGUACAAAGUCCAGCAGGUCCAUCUGCUGUGAGAUCUCCAGCUUUCCAAUUGUCUGGCUACGUUAUUUUUAGUUUAAAAGAAGUACAUCGGCAGCAAUUCACAUUAAAUAAGGUACCAUCGCAGUCUCCAUUGGAGGGCAGAUUACAGAUGCACGUGUCAUGCGAACUUUCAGUGUCAGUCGAGUACAGUGGGUUCCUGACAAUGUUCGAAGAUGUCUCUGGGUUCGGUGCUUGGCAUCGUAGAUGGUGUUUGCUUAAAGGUUCCACGCUAUCCUACUGGAAAUAUCCCGACGACGAACGGAAAAAAACUCCCAUUGGAAGCCUAGAUUUACAAAAUGUGUCCACGACAAACGUAGGAUUAGUCUCUCGGGACAUAUGCGCGCGUCCUAAUACUUUUUUACUGGAAACAACGAGAAACGCGGAGCCUGGAGACACCGAUAGUUUGGUCAUGAUUAGAAACGGGAACACGACAACAAUUAGGCAUCUUUUGUCAGCAGACACGAAGGAAGAUAGGCUAAAAUGGUGUUCGAAACUUAACAAAACGUUGAGCUUAAUUCAUGCUUGGGGCAGGGCGUCGUAACCUGAAAUUUCACGCGUUAUGGCGUAUUAAAAUAUACGCUUGUUCAUGGGUACAGUGCGUAUAUAUUUACUCUACGCAAUGCAUACCUGUACAUACUAAAUAAUGCAGUUAACGUUUAAUUUAAGACGGCUUAUCUAAUAUGAAAAUGUAUAUUUUAAAUAUUAUCAAUUAUAAGAAAAAGAUUUUUUUUUAGUACAUAAACACUUCA
Messenger RNA from Colletes gigas, 3963 nucleotides. RefSeq names its product anillin-like. The coding region runs from base 213 to 3755 and encodes 1180 amino acids. Lineage: Eukaryota; Metazoa; Arthropoda; Insecta; Hymenoptera; Colletidae. The transcript is spliced from 20 exons. The record is from RefSeq and is a predicted model, not a curated record. Gene Ontology annotation, biological process: actomyosin contractile ring assembly; septin ring organization; mitotic cytokinesis. Gene Ontology annotation, cellular component: actomyosin contractile ring.